Fusarium subglutinans is the source of this 1338-nucleotide messenger RNA. Its product is annotated as glycosyltransferase family 4. Bases 1 to 1338 code for a protein of 445 amino acids. NCBI's taxonomy places the organism in Eukaryota, Fungi, Ascomycota, Sordariomycetes, Hypocreales, Nectriaceae. The transcript is spliced from 3 exons. The record is from RefSeq and is a predicted model, not a curated record.
AUGCGUGUCUUUCUCAUCCAGACCGCAAAGGGUCUUUUUUCCUCUUCGGGCGGUUACAAGGCUAAUAACGCGCUAUUGCGCUACCUCUCGUCCAGAGGUCACUGUGUCCGCCAGCUAUGCUACUCUUACCGUGGCGAGGUAGAGAACUAUAUGAAUAGUGGCGACGAGGUUGAUUCGCGACUCCGUACCAGAUAUUUGCACAUGAGGUCGGAGAGCGACAAGCCCGGAAAUGAUGUGCAGGUGCAUGAGCUAUCUAUGGAAGAUGGUGUUGAGGCGCUGGCACUCGACAGCGAGGCCUUUGACGCGGCGUUUGGUGGCAAGUUAGAAUCAUCGAACCAACUGGCUAGGAUGUCAGCCGAGUACAUCGAGAAUGGAACUUCACCGGGACCGCUCAUGGAUUUUAUCUCCUUCCUGCAAGAAGAGAUCAAACGUUUUUCUCCAACGCACAUUAUCUCCAAUGACGGCUUAUCCAUGAAAGCUAGCCUCGCCCCAGAGCUAGCGCAUCUAACCAUGUCUCGCAUAGCAGUUGUGCAUACAGCCGAGCAACUCCCUUUUGGCCCCUUUGCGGGUGGUUUGCCCGGCCAUUCGAGUACGACGCGUGAAGCAGAUCUUUUCCAGAAGCUCGAUGGGAUCUGGAGCGUGUCAGAUACGAUACGAAAGUAUGCGCUUGAGCACGGCCAGCUCGAAACGCGGUUCUUGGUGCUUCAUCCCUGGACGUAUCUGGUGGGCAAGGAUCAUGCCAUCCCUGAUCGGGUCUUUAACUGGGACAAGAAGUUUGUAGGUAUGAUCAACCCCUGUCCGGUAAAGGGUGCGAGGAUAUUGGUCGAUCUGGCACGGAAGUGUCCGCAGUUGGAGUUUCUGACCUAUAUGAGUUGGGGCGCCGACGAUGCAACUGUGAAGGAUAUGGAAGCCUUGUCUAACAUGACUGUCCGUCCAUCUUGUGCCACAGCAAAAGAUCUCUGGCGCGAUAUUAAAGUUCUUGUCGUUCCGUCGCUCUGGUGCGAGGCCUGGGGCAUGGUGGUGGUAGAAGCUCACCUCCGGGGCAUUCCAGUUGUGUCAUCGAAUGCAGGUGCGCUGUCUGAGUCGAUGCUUGGGCUGGAUUAUAUCAUCCCGGUGACUCCCAUCACUGGACAGCGCGACGAGUCGGGGCGAUACUUGAUACCCGAGCAGGAUGUAGCACCAUGGGUCAAGGUUAUCACUAAGCUCAUGCAGGAUCGGUCUGAGUAUGAGAAGGUCUCGACUCAUGUGCGGAAUACAACGAUGAAAUGGUUGAAAAGCAACAGUGAGGCGGAUAUCGAGACUUGGUUGAUGGGUAUGAGGACAGAGUCAAAGAUUUGA